AUGCGCUGCUCACUGAUCACUCCGCACGAGAUCAUCGACAACGGUGCCAAGAUCGAGCCGGCGAUUCCGAUAGUCAUCCUCCUACGAGCGGGCGUGCUAGUACCGGUAGCGGCGGCGAAGCUAGGAAGCUACCACGAGGUGUUCGCCUCUUUCUUCCAGAACGGGCUGAACUACAAGAAGCUCGCAGACAAGGACGGCCAGGAUCUCGUGCUCGAACCCCACGAACAUCUCGUCCUCAACCCGGCCUCGUCUCAGCUUCCUCCCAAGCUGCAGCUCGUUAGCUUCAACGUCAUUGAGCUCCCAGGCUUGGAGCCCGUCGAGUAUCCCUCCCACGAACUGUUGAACGAGUCGGUCGGACUACUCAUUUCAGGAAGUGCAUCGAACGCCUAUGAUGACCUCAAAUGGAUCGACGACCUGGUCGAUUUUUCGGGGAAGUUGGUCGCCGAAUACGGCCAUCUGAAGCUCUUCGGGAUCUGCUUCGGCCACCAAAUCUUCGCCCGAGCGCUCGGCUCUCACGUCGUCCGCAACCCGCUGGGAUGGGAGUUCGGGAUCUUCGAGGUCGCGCUCAGCCUGCUCGGCCAGUCCCUCUUCGACUACACCCACGCCCACCAUCCUCAACCCGACCUGCCAUCCCCAUCGCUUCUCCGGCUGCACCAGGUCCAUCGAGACAUUGUGGCCAGUCUCCCUGAAGGCACCCACAACCUCGGCACGACGCCAAACUGUGCCGUCCAUGGCUUCGUCAAACUCGGCCCGACCUUCGACCCCACACAGCUCGACUCGCCGGGGAAAGAGCCUGCGAAGCUGGAGGAGCAUGUCCGCCUUCUCACCCUCCAGGGGCACCCCGAAUUCACCCUCGAGAUCCUCAUCGACUCCCUCAAUGCUCGCACUAAAAACGGAUCCGAUUGGGCUAUCGUCGACCGCAACUCGUUCCGCUACGCCAAAGAUUCUGCCGCUAGAUUCCCCAAGCCUCUCGACCAUCAUGGCUUCUUUAUCUCCUCGAAAUUCCUCCAGAUCAUGCAUAUCCUCUAG
Messenger RNA from Puccinia triticina, 1029 nucleotides. RefSeq lists its product as uncharacterized. Gene Ontology annotation, cellular component: nucleus; cytosol. NCBI's taxonomy places the organism in Eukaryota, Fungi, Basidiomycota, Pucciniomycetes, Pucciniales, Pucciniaceae. The record is from RefSeq and is a predicted model, not a curated record. The transcript is spliced from 3 exons. The coding region runs from base 1 to 1029 and encodes 342 amino acids.